Messenger RNA from Boleophthalmus pectinirostris (great blue-spotted mudskipper), 1937 nucleotides. Its product is annotated as carboxypeptidase N subunit 2. The transcript is spliced from 2 exons. The record is from RefSeq and is a predicted model, not a curated record. Gene Ontology annotation, molecular function: protein binding. Lineage: Eukaryota; Metazoa; Chordata; Actinopteri; Gobiiformes; Gobiidae. Bases 107 to 1654 code for a protein of 515 amino acids.
UCGAGCCUCUGGCCAAAGGUUCUGUUGCCUCAUUCAGCUUGGAUGUGUUCAUUUGCUCUCUGCGUUGGCUGGAGUUUACACAUACUCUGGUUUUACAAAAGAGAACAUGUCCAAGCCGGUGCUGAUCUCCAUUCUUCUGCUGUUCCUUUGCUUGGAGUGGAGCAGUUCUUAUUGUCCAUACCAAUGCCAGUGCUUCAGCCCAGUUCAGGUGCUGUGUGCAGAACGAUUGUCAUCUCUACCACGAAACAUCUCCCACGAAGCUCGAGAACUCAUCCUGAUGACCUCCUCUGUGAGCUACCUUUUCAGCAACACUUUGGAAGACAGCCCCCAACUCACCAAGCUCAUUUUCCUGAACAAUGGCAUCCGUAGCAUCCACAUGCACUCCUUCAAUCAUCUCACCCAGCUGGAGGAGUUGGAGAUCAGCGGGAAUCCUUGGCUGGAGCAUUUGUACCUGGGGACCUUUUCUAACCAGCACAACUUGACUAAGCUAAUUCUAAACUACAACCGCUUCAAGACGGUGCUGCCGGGGAUGUUUGCAUCCCUCAGAAAACUGGAAACUUUGGAAAUGAAAGGUAACAUUAUCUCACGUCUUCCGCUGUUGCUUUUCUCAAACUUGAACCAUCUCAGAGUCUUGGAUCUGUCUCUGAAUAAAUUAGAAGAUGUUACACAGGAGACGUUUCUUGGUUUGGGCCAGCUGGAAAUUCUAAAACUGAAACAUAACUUGCUGAAAAAUCUUUCUUCUGACUUGUUCAACGCCAUUCCUGAAUUGAAAGAGUUUCACUUGGAAGGAAAUAAGAUCUCUGAGCUGAGCGAAAACGUGUUUAUGAAUUUAACCAACCUGAAAGUGUUGAAUCUUAGGGGAAACUUUCUAAAAACAUUUACUGGUCACAUUUUUGGAAUUUCAACUUUAAAUUUGCAAGAACUGAAACUAAAAGGCAACAAUCUUAGUGAUUUUUUUCCACUGGGAAACUUUACAUCUCUUACCAACCUCGACUUGUCUUCAAAUCACCUGUCCACUCUUCACAAAGACGUUUUUCAGAAUAUGACAAACCUGGACAUUUUGGACUUAUCCGAUAACCAGAUCUUCAUUUUGCCUGAGACUAUUUUCAAUGAUCUUUUCAGCCUCAGAGUGUUAAAUUUACAAGCUAAUAAUUUAAGUGUGAUUGAACCCAAACUAUUCGAAGACCAAGCGUUAAUCGAGCAACUUAACCUGUCCUUCAACCGUCUGAAGACUCUACCAGAAGGACUGAUGGACACCUUUUCAGUGCACUACAUGUUACGACUCCACGGAAACCCUUGGAAAUGUGACUGCGGGCUGUGGUACCUUCACGACUGGGUUUUGAGGAACGAGCAGAGCGUUGAGAUGAUUGACAGGACACUAUGCGACAGCCCGGCGUUUCUGAACAGAAGAUCGCUGGACUCUGUCGAGAAGGAGCAGCUCGUUUGUCACAUGGGCAAAGAAAACGCCGUCGAUGUGAGGAACUGUCUGCUGCAGGUGUCCGGUGACGCGGUGAUAAUCAAGUGUAAAGUGGAGACGUGUUUGCCGAUAACGGUGAAGGUCGAGCUCCAAGACGAACAGGGGAAUGUGAAAGAGCACGUGGUCAGGAAUGAAUGGACUCACAGCGCCAAGUGCAGCAAUAUGUCUUUAGAAUAGAUUUUACUUUUGAUGUUGGGAGAAUAAUUAUUGUUAAAUGACCAGCGUUAAGGCAACCAAACAUGAGAGUGUUCUGAAGACUUACUGGUUCAUCUUUUAUAGAUGUUGACUGUCGUUGUUAUGUGUGAACUUCAAAUCGGAUAGCAAAGGAGAAAUUCAGUUUGUCGACCGGACAAAAGUUAGUUUGGUCAAAUGUCCAGUCCAGACAACAAACUGAAUUUCUCCUUUGCCAUGGUACCUGGACGACUGAGGGAUUUUUCACACUUCAAAUCAACUAAUUAUC